AUGUCCACAGCUGCAUCUUUGUCGAUGACGCUUCCCAACGAACUAUGGCUUCCAAUUUUCGAAUACCUGCCUCCACAGUCGCUUCGUAAUGUUAUUUUAACGUCGAAGAAAUUUCAUGCUGUCGCCAUCCGUCUUCUUUACAAGCAUCUGAUUCUGACGUCCCCGACAUCGUUUGUAGAGGCGCGCCCCGCGCUAUCUUCCAUCCAGCCUGCACCACACGCUCUUCUUCUUGGUAUUUCUCCGUUCGUACGCACCGUGGAGCAGCUACAAGAAGCUGUCGCUGUUGUUUCCUUUGAUGGGUCCAAGCCAAUUACUGUCAACACUAAAAACAAUCGCCAAUCGACCAGGUCUCUUUUCUCUGAAAUUAAGGAUACCUACCAACCACGCUUGGUUGCGGAUAUGACACUCUACAACACCCUCCUAUCACAAGUAUCCUCGUUUAUAUCUCUCAGACAGCUCGUCUUCCGUGGUAUGAUUAUCCCAGGCAACUUCCACUCCAUCCUACACGACUUUCCGCACUUGCAUGAUUUGGCAGUUGUGCACUGCACCGUUCCGUUCGUCCGUGCCCCUCCAGACAUUGACCAUACUUCCCUGAAAAUCGAAACUCUCACCAUCCUUGAUAUUCGUACUACGUCUCGAUCUGAGGACGACGACAUGCAUCUUCCCCGUACCCGUCUACGCCUUCUCGCAAAGGCCUCCACCCUCCGCACCCUCACAUAUGACCACACCGUCUGGGUACACCGCGCCUUCACAUCUGCCUCCCCAUCUCCCCCGCUUACUGCUCUCGACGUCAAGUUCCCCAUCCAGAAAGACCGUCCCAGAGUCCCACUGGGCUUUAUCUCAUUCCUAGAGACUCUCCCUUCCCUCCGUACUCUCAUCCUGCGAAACCACGUCCCCGCUCUUUCACUGUCGCCAAAUGGUCUCCCAGCCCUCUGUACUAUUUCUGCCCCUUUCUCUACUAUCACGUCUCUCUGUUUCGGCCGUAGAAUCGGCAAACUCGAUAUUUGCGAUGAAGUCAUGCUCACACCGCUCUACAAGGUAUUUGCAGAAGUUCACUCUCACUUGCUAAUGGUGCAAGAGCUUUCGCUGUUCUUGGGAGACUGGGAUGACGAGGUCUUGCUGGCCAUUGUCGCACAUUUUCCCAAUUUAACCAAGUUACAAAUUAGGUAUGUGAGGGGCGGGCCAAGUGAGGAUACUAUCAUCGGCAUGGGCUCACGUACACUGUACGCUCUUCCACACAUUGUAUCCGUACACAUCUUCUGCAUCCCUGGUCCCCCGCCCCUUCAGACCUUCCUUGAGACGAAUACCCGCGAUGACGAUACCGCAUAUGGCGCCCCUGGCAUCGACGACACUUAUUUCCAGAGUAUGCAUAACAUCGAUCCGGUUACAGACACGAAGGGUGAUGAAGAUGAUGAUGGCGUACCCCGUGACCAGGGCCAUGCUGGCAACUCGCAAAAUAUUGUCGUCUAUCAACCAGACGUUGACGUAGACUUGAACAUGGACAUGGACGUGUACGCCAUGUAUUGCUGCCACGGGACUCGCAUCGGGUUGCCGUGCCAUGAGUGCACAACUGCCGAGCAGCGGGCGCGUUCCAACCAAACUAUUGAUAAUUUGGAGUCCAACCACAACCCUGAACCUGAGGUCGAGGAGCCCCUAUCACCGGAGACGGAGCCGUUUGACGAUUAUAAUCGUGAACUUGUCAUCGCUUGGAACCGUGCUUGUACUGGACUCCGCACUGUUCAGCUGCACCUGGGGUGGGUGUGGCGGCGUGCAGACCCUGAUGACUCCUGGGUUGCGAGGCCAUGCGAAUUGGGCAUUUUUGGUGAUGUCUUUGAGUCACCAUUUGGCGAACCGAGUUUAUUGUUAGGGAAUCAAUGUUCUAGUUACGCAUCCAGACGACGACGUGACUAG
This is a messenger RNA of Suillus clintonianus, 1911 nucleotides long. RefSeq lists its product as uncharacterized. NCBI's taxonomy places the organism in Eukaryota, Fungi, Basidiomycota, Agaricomycetes, Boletales, Suillaceae. The coding region runs from base 1 to 1911 and encodes 636 amino acids. Gene Ontology annotation, molecular function: protein binding. The record is from RefSeq and is a predicted model, not a curated record. The transcript is spliced from 3 exons.